AUGGCUUCUCAAUCCAAUGCCAUCUUCUCUCUGCUCACCACUACUACUAUCCUCCUCCUCCUCCUCCUUCCUUUCAAUCUUAAUUCAUCCCUAGCAUCCUCUUCUUCUUCCGAGCAUUACAUCAUCUUCAUGGACUCUGCCGCAAUGCCAAAAGUCUUCUCAACCAAACACCACUGGCACCUGGCCAUUCUAUCCUCCCUGACUGCCGCCGGCGGCACCCCUGCUUCCUCCAAGCUGAUUCACAGCUACUCCCACGUCAUCGACGGGUUUAGCUGUACCCUGACAAGCUCGGAGCUGGACGCCCUGCGGAAUUCCGACGGGUACCUCCACUCCAUCAAGGACGUCCCGGUCAAGCCCUACACUACUCACUCCGUCGAGUUCCUGGGCCUCCGCGGCGGCGGUGGUUGCUCUGCCUCUGCAGCGUGGGAGGCGUCGAACUACGGCGAGGGCAUGAUCAUCGGGCUGAUUGACACCGGGGUGUGGCCCGAGAGCCGGAGCUUCGGCGACCACGGGAUGGGCCCUGUGCCGGCGAGAUGGAGAGGCGAAUGCGCCCAAUUCAACGCUUCCUUGUGCAACAAGAAACUCAUCGGCGCCCGAUCCUUCCACCUCCAGGGGGGAACGAACUCCUCCGCGCGCGACGACACCGGGCACGGCACCCACACCGCCAGCACCGCCGCGGGGAAUUUCGUCGCCGGCGCGUCCUUCUUCGGCUACGGCCCUGGGACGGCCAAGGGAGUGGCUCCUCGAGCCCAUGUGGCAAUGUACAAGGUCCUUCAAGCAGACGAAGGUUUCGCCUCGGACACCGUGAAGGCCAUCGAUCAGGCGAUCGAGGAUGGCGUGGACGUCCUGUCCAUGUCGGUAGGCCCGGGCUCGGACGACAUCGUCACUUCACUGUACGACGACCCGGUCGCGAUCGCGACGUUUGCAGCGAUGGAGAAGAACGUCUUCGUCUCAAUGGCUGGAGGGAACUACGGCCCGGAUCCCAAGACGCUCGGCAACAGCAGCCCUUGGACGCUGGUGGUCGCGGCGGGGUCGACCGAUCGCGAAUUCAGAGCAGAGCUCCAUCUCGGGAACAGAGGAGUCUCUGUUUCCGGGCUGUCCCUUUACCCCGGAAGCUACGUUUCGGCCCAAGCUCCGAUCGUGUUCAUGGGCGAUUGCCUGAACACCACGACGGGCGAAUCGUUGAAGGAUAAAAUCGUUGUCUGCCAAGAGAAGAACCAGACGCUCGGUCUCGGAUACCAGCUGUCCAACCUCCUGAAUUCCAGCGCGGCCGGAGCCGUUUUCAUAGUCGGCGCCGAAUCGCUGAAAUCCUACGUCGAACGCCUAAACAUGCAGACUUGGUUGCCGGCGGUGUUCAUGACGUUGGAGGAAGGUGGGGAGGAGGUCAAGAAGUACAUCAAUUGCAGCAGCAAGAACGAACCACGAGUAGCGAGGUUGAGGUUCGGAAUCACGAACCUCGACGGGAGGCCGGCGCCAAUGGUUGCCGGCUACAGCUCCAGAGGCCCAUCGCCGGCCUCCCCGUAUGUGCUGAAGCCGGACAUCAUGGGCCCCGGAUCCUUGAUCUUAGCCGCGUGGCCUCCCACCGUCGAAGUCGCUACGGUGACGGACUCGAACCCUCCUUUCUACUCUACUCUGUACUCCGACUACAAAAUAGAGUCGGGGACAUCCAUGGCCUGCCCGCAUCUGGCGGGAGUAGCCGCGCUUGUCAAGAAGGCGCACCCCGAUUGGAGCCCUGCUGCCAUCCGAUCGGCGAUGAUGACGACGGCCGACGCAUUGGACCUGUCCGACGAACCAAUCAAGGACUUCGGCACCCUAGGCAAAACUGCAGCCACCGGCUUGGACAUGGGAGCCGGCCAGGUGAAUACAAACAAAGCGGUGGACCCCGGCCUGGUGUACGACCUGCACGCAUCGGACUACGUCAGCCUGCUCUGUGCGAUGAACUUCACCAAGAAUCAAAUCAAGGCAUUCACACGCUCAUCAUCCGCCGCCGACUGCUCCAACCCGUCGCUCGACCUGAACUACCCUUCGUUCAUCGCGUUGUUCGCGAAGAAGAAUUACUCCACUAGCUGUCAGCCGAGCAAUCUGCAGGUUGCGGAGUUCCAUAGGACGCUGACGAAUGUUGGUGAAGCGACGGCCUGCUACAGAGCGGUUGUGACGCCGUUGAAAAGGUUCGUAACCAGAGUGGUGCCGGAGAAGCUGGAGUUCAAACAUAAAGGAGAGAAGCUCGGGUACAAGCUUGUCCUGGAAAGAGUUGAGGAGGAGGAGUCGCCGCCGGCGGACGAAGAAGAAGAAUUUGUUGCCUCCGGUUAUCUGAAGUGGGUUGAAGUUGGGGGUACUCAUGUGGUGCAGAGCCCCAUCGUCGCCACGAAUAGCAAAUUUGAGCUAUAA
Molecule: messenger RNA, 2388 nt
Organism: Linum tenue
Lineage: Eukaryota; Viridiplantae; Streptophyta; Magnoliopsida; Malpighiales; Linaceae
Source: the annotation of a GenBank genome assembly